CAUGGGCCUGAAAGGGGUAACCUGCAGAAGCUGGCCAUCCUCGGGAGUUUCAUCAAAAGUCUGGACAUCCCGUGGGCCAUUUUCGCUGAUUGGAACGUUCCUCCGUCUACGCUCAUGCAGUCGGGCUGGCCCACGAUGCUGGGAGGUGUCCCCGUCAUUCCCACGGACGUGGACUACACUUGCACUAUUGGGUCAGGCAAGCUCUACGAUUUCAUCCGUCACCCUGCUGUCACCCUGAAUGAGAUUCGGGCGGUUCAGGGAACCUUGUCAACUCCUCUUGACAUCAUGGCAUCUAAGAAGCAGUGGCGGGAGAAGGUUUGGUCCAGCCGACGUUUCGACAAGGCGAAGAUCCUAAUGGCGCAUGAUAAGGUGCGUCAGAAGGCAAAGGACACCGACCUAGACCCGAUCACUGUUGUUCAGUUUAGAACCAUAUUGCAGAACACUUCACCCAAGAAGGCCAAGGGUUGCGAGGCUCUCAGCAUCACUGACUUGCGCCGCUUGCCCGACUCCGCCAUCCAGGACUUGAUUGAGAUCUACCAUCAGGUGGAGCGAU
Messenger RNA from Prorocentrum cordatum, 553 nucleotides. NCBI's taxonomy places the organism in Eukaryota, Dinophyceae, Prorocentrales, Prorocentraceae. The record is from the annotation of a GenBank genome assembly.